Eutrema salsugineum is the source of this 1135-nucleotide messenger RNA. RefSeq lists its product as uncharacterized. The record is from RefSeq and is a predicted model, not a curated record. The coding region runs from base 92 to 964 and encodes 290 amino acids. The transcript is spliced from 2 exons. NCBI's taxonomy places the organism in Eukaryota, Viridiplantae, Streptophyta, Magnoliopsida, Brassicales, Brassicaceae.
UUGACGAAGAAAGAAGAGAAAAUAAGAAAACCCAACUCAUUAAGCAAAAUCGGAUCUUCUUCUUCUCUUCCUCUCUCGCUGUAACUAGAAGAUGGGAUUAUUCUCUAACAAAAUCUCCAGAGAUGAACUCAAGGCAGGAGAUCACAUCUACUCAUGGCGUUCUUAUAUCUACACCCAUCACGGAAUCUAUAUGGGCGAUGGGAAAGUCAUUCAUUUCACUCGCAGAGGUGGUCUAGAGAUUGGAACCGGAACUUUCUUAGACAAAAUCAUCGAAAUUUCAGCUCCAAACCGAAACCCAUGUCUUAACUGUGGAGAUCAAUCGAAUCUCGAAGGUGUAAUCUCUUCUUGCCUUGAUUGCUUUCUCGCCGGAGGAAACCUCUAUCUCUUUGGUUACAAUGUCUCCAAGGCUAUCUUUCUCGCAAAACAACGAGGUGGUACCUGCACAACAGCAACUUCAGAUUCCCCUGAAGAAGUCGUGUCCCGUGCGAAAUUCCUCUUAUCGAGUAAUGGGUUUGGUGUCUACGAUCUCUUAGACAACAACUGUGAAGAUUUUGCAAUCUACUGCAAAACUGGUUUGCUCGUGUUGUCAAUCACCAAGCUGGGAAGUAGUAGCCAAGCCAAUUCGGUGUGUGCGGCGGGUGGUGUUGUGUCUUUGACACUCAAGGUUUUAGGUGUCGGAAGGAGUGGUCAAGCAGCUUUGAUGGCGUCUCCGGCUUCGGUGGCAUCUGCUGCGAGCAAUGUUCUUUCUUCGACGCUUGGUUAUGCAGUCACUGGUUUUGGUGCUAUGGCUUUGGCUGGAUAUGGUAAUUACUGUAUUGGUCGUCUGGUUUACGACGUUGGUGUGAGAAAAGAUGUUCGUAAGGUACCUGUGGAAGAGCUCGUUGUGAUUCUUGCAACCAUGAAAGGCAAAUUGGACAAUAACAACAACAAUAACGACAACGACAAGAAGUGUAAAAUUACUUAGCAGUUGUUUUGGAUUCCGGCUUGGGACUAAUUGUUGAGUAGAAGAGUUUUAUGCUUUUGCUUUGUUUGUAUUGUGGUGCCUGUAUUAUUAACUAUCUAUCAGAUAAGAAAAUGCUGUUAAUAACAUUAUCAUUGUCUCCGUUUGAUCAAAAAAAGAAAAGAAAAAGAAAAA